Molecule: messenger RNA, 7269 nt
Organism: Paramuricea clavata
Lineage: Eukaryota; Metazoa; Cnidaria; Anthozoa; Malacalcyonacea; Plexauridae
Source: the annotation of a GenBank genome assembly
AUGGAUUUUGUGAAGGAAUUAAUUAAGGUAGGAUUGCACAGGGUGUUGCCUGUUAAGGUGGCACAAUAGUUAGUGAUAAAAUUUUACUUUAGUUGCACGCAAGGAGAAUGUUUAACUCUUGCUCAAUACCAGGUUUUUUCCAGGAACUCUAUUUUUCUCUUGCAAAUAACAUUCAGUGUGAAUUAUAACAGUCAGAAAUCAGCUAUUUGCUGAACAAAAACAUAUGGCCAAUUAAUUUUAUUCCAUACAAACAUACAGCUAGAUAAAAUACUCAGUAUUCAUUUUAAUUAAGUACUGUUCAAAAUGCAUGAAAAAAAAACACAAAACAUAUUCUUGGCUUUGCUGUGACAGGCAACAAAAGUUUACAUUACUAAAUUUAUGUACCAGACAUGCAGAUUAUUCGAGAAAAAAAUAUAUAGGGACCAAGGAAUUCUUGGUUGCAUUGAUCUUUGGGAUUGCCUACCAAAAGUUAUAAGUAUGAUAGGUCAUACGGGAAGUGAUCAGCAGGACAAAUCGAUGUAUAUAUAUUGAAAAGCUGGCUGACCAUUAUUACCCAAUGUCCAAGAAACUGCACAUGUAUUUGAGUACCCCAGACAUUUGUCAAACCCAAGCAAAAUUGUUUUAUUAAUUCCACACUGGUAACAAUUAAAUGGUCCUUGCUUAAGAGAGGUGCUUAGAUAGAAGUAUUCAGUACAAAAAAGCUAGUUUAUUGUCUGUGUCAUGUACUAUUUGCUAGGAAUUGAGACAAUAUAUAGAUGAAUAUACAAUGGUGUAUGAUCCAACAGACGAAGGUGAUUGGAGACUGGUGGUGAAUGAAGUGACCGCAUUUAUUGAUGUAAGUUUUCAACUCAUAUAAACGAAUGAAAAUUUCACAACUUGUCAACAAGAUAGCAUUGCUUCCUGUCUUAGAAGUUGUAACUCAAUUGAUCAUCAAUAUCCAAAUAGCUCAGCAGUUGAGAGUGGUUUAAAGGUUAAAGUAGAGACCCAGACUGAGAUUUUAUUUUGCUCGGGAAAUAUUUUUUCUUUGAGAAAAAUGUUGGAUAUUUUCACAGAAAAUGUACGGCAGACCAAGGAUUCAUGCAGUCAGAAAGUGUUUUUGUCAAAUAGGAAGAUGAGAAAUCUGCUUGGUUCUUGGUUCACAAGGGCAUUUUGUGCAGAUUUUCCAGAAAUUAUUUGCUGGUUUUUUACCAUUUUGUGCAGAUUUCCAUAAUUGCAAGAAUUUUUGCACCUUUGCACUGGAAAUUAAUUUCCCCCAAAACUAAAACUUUACAGUCUGGGGUCAGAGACAUUGUGUUUGAUUCCCAGUUGGGACAGCCAGAAAUUCGUUUUCCACAAGUGAGGUAUCUACAUUUCAAUACCUCAAGUCAGAAUAGUUUUUGAAUACCAUUAUUUUUAAUAUCAACAAGAUGUGCUUUUUUCAUAUUUUUUCAUAUUUUAGUAAGCCGCCAUUUUGUUCUCUCAUUCUCUGCAAUUUUGUACUAUUUUUAAAUUGACUUUCUUAUUUCCAUCAAAAAUGACAGAAUAUUACGUAGAAUCUUUAAAAAUUAUUCUGAGAUUAUUAAACUCCAAUAUUCCAAUUCUAUGAAAACUUCAUUACAUAUAAAAAUUGAAAUAAGCUUUUUUAUAGUAUUUUAAUAUCUAAAACAACUUAAUAAUUAUCUAGGUUGAAAAGAAAUAUACUUACUAACUGUUUCAUGUUCUUUCAUAUAGACAAGGCCACAAGUGACACAGUGAAGAAAUGAACUUCUCUUUUCAAAAAUUUAAUUUCCAGCGGAACACUUUCAGUUUCUUUUCCAUUUCGUUUUAAACUUUUACAAAGAAAAUGUUGAAACAAAUGAUACUGAUAAUAAAUUUACUUUUAUAUAAUGACUUUAUGGUGCUUCUUUACAACAUAAUUUCAUCUUUUUUAUCGUUUUAAAUUUGCACUUUUCAGUUGAGUUUCUUGUCCACCAUUUUGAACUCUGCUUGUGCAAAUCAGGCACAGGCACACUGCCUUGGGCGUUAAAACCUGCAAUCAGGAACGCAAAUAAUUAAUUUAUUCUCUUUUUUUCAUUGUACUUUUAUCUAGUCCGAAUCUUUGGUGACGGUUAUGAACGCAGACGUUACACCGCGCAUCUUAUCACAUCGCUUGAAUUCCGAGGUACAGAAAUGCUUUACUUUUCGCGAUUAUCAUGAAACUUAAAAGAACGAUCUGACGUUUUCUUUUGCCACUGGUUUAACUGAAGAUUAUCGCGAGAACCGCAGACUGAAUGCGAUUUUCACAAAAUUUCGUAUUGAUAGUGUUUCGUCGCUUGGCGUAAGAAAUACAACGUCUGCGAGCAGGCUAGAUUGUUAGGAGCGCAAAUAUCUAAACAAUACAAGGAGAACUACUUCGACGUUUUGAGCGCUUUGGCGGCCGCCCCCUCGCCCCCUCCCCCCAAGAUUUCUGCCACUGUGCGACAGUUUUAGACAGCAGUUGUGUAGUGUGAAUCGGCCUAAUUAUCAAUCCGAAGUGAUUUUGACAACCACAUUAAAAAUCGCUUGCGCACAAAAUCGGCAAGUUAAAACAUGAUUUGAAUAUCAAAUACAGUUGAAACACAGUAACUUAUCGGAGUGACUAAAUUCCUCGACAGCUGAAACACAGCUCUAUAAUUCCAGAGACCUCGAGAAGAGAACGAACGACCUUCGUUAUCUUUGCAAGAGAUAGUGAUAGUUGGCAACAGUGAAAAACAAGUGAAGUUUAGUGAACUAACGUUGGAUAUGUUUCGUAUGCUACAAGCUCUGGAAAGAGAGCCUGAAGAAUAUCAACCGUACAUUUUGGAGAAUUCUGCUGAUUUCACUGGCGAUCAGGUAAUGAUGGAUGAAAAUGUUACACACUGAGUCAAUUCCCUCAAACAUUUCUUACAGUCCUUCAAAACUUAGAAUUUACCUAUCCAGAAUUCCUACUGUGAUCACAGAAACUUUGAUAGUAGAGAGGUUAAGAUACCCCGGUUCCGGUUUACGGGUACGGGUGAUAUACACGUACCCGUAAACCGGGGAACGACUUGUAACUUAAGAAAUCCAAGAUAUUCCGGCGUGAGUUAACCUAUCUGAGAAUGGCAACUUUCGCUGUUGAGGUUCGCCAUAGAUUGUUGAAACCUUUGACAAGCAUAAGUGCAUUAUUUAUUUGGGUAAGAUGCUGAAAAUUUUUACUAUUUAAACGGCCCACAAAUAGUAAACAGAAAACACCCGUACCCGUUUGUCUUUUACGUGUAUAGACCAUGGUUUACCGCGGGGAAACGGGUAGAAAUUACGGGUACAAAUGCUGACAUCAGCAAAAAUUGGUAAACAAAAUGGCGAUACUCGUACCCGUAGACCGGAACUGGGCUAUCUUAACCUCUCUAAUGUUAAAAUUAAACCAGUCGUUACUGGACAGUUUAUAGAACUGAUAGAGCUAUCAGGUAUAAAUAAAGACAGGUUUACACUAUCAAAGUUUCUAUGAUCAAAGUAGGAAUUUUGCAUAGGUAUAAAUUCUAUGUUUUGAAGAAUUUGUAAGAAAUGUUUGAGGGAACUGGCUGUUAUUGAACACUGAAUCAGUUUCUUCAAACUUUUCCUACACAUCCUUCAAAACUUAGAAUCUACCUGUGCUAUUAAAUUUCUGCUGUGAUCACAGAAACUUUCAUAGUGUAAACCAGGCUUAAUGUUAGGUUACUUUAAAGUUAGGUUACUGGAAAAAUAAGGCAUCCUUAUUGGACCUCUAGGUAUUUAGAACAAUACGGUUAUUCCGCUGCUGCAAAAGUCGAAGUUAAUCACUAAUCAGUUAAUUAUUUAUUAGUUAAUUUCAUUAAUUAACAAAGAUCGAGUUCUAUAUACGCCCAUUGUUAACUUUCCCUUCUUGGAUAGAUGAAGAAGGAAACAGCACCGUCCAAAAAACCAAAUCCUCACAAAUAUUUGCUGUAUAAACCGACAUUUAGUCAACUUUUCACUUUCCUUGCUUCAGGAUUUAAGGUGAGAAGAUGAAUGCUCAGCUUAUAGCGGGCUCAAUUGGCAGGCCAUAUGUCGAAAUUUUUUAAUUGUGCAUGAGCGGUAGAACAGAUUUAUUCGACGACGAAAUAUUUAUCUGUAGUAUAGUUUCUCCACCCUUAGUAUAUUUUGUGCCCCUUCUAAACUAUCCUAUACUGAAUCUGAAAUUAGGGUAGGUGCAUGCUCUAACUCUAUUCUCUUUGAAUUUGUACUCGCUUUUUAAUCUCUAAUCUUCCAGGAACUGCCACAUAAUGCUGUAAUGUUGAUUUAUCUAUCAGCAGACGGUCACGGAGUGGAAAACAAACACGUCGAUGGUAAGACACUGAAAUAGCUACCAAUACCGUCGGAAGUGAAUUUUUUAUCAGGCAGCUUCAUGCACCUUCGGAAAAAAUUGCAUUUUCGAAGCCUCGGAAGUGCAUUUUCCGUGUUUCCCGCGAGAGGACUUUUUAUCAGUGAAGUAAUUCAAGAUUUUGUAAUGCACUUUACAACCUCAUCUCCCAGUUUUGAUAACAUUCGCUGAAUUUCGCUCUAUGUAUACGCAAUGUCAACGUAACAACAAAUUAGUAUUACAGAUGAGUGGACUGUAAUUAGCUCUGCAUCAAAUACAUACGCCCGUAUUCUAAAAGCUCACUCACACUCACACUCAAUGAGUGGAAGUUCAAUAUGAGCUUCUCUCCAGUGUCAUUGCUGUUUUUGAAUAGUUGGAGGGCUAGUGUCAUACAUUACUAUAUGACUACUCACCCUCCACUACCUCCAGCUAUUCAAAAACAGCAUUGACACUCAAGAGAAGCUCAGAUUGAACCUUCACUCAUUGAGUGUGAGUGAGCUUUUAGAAUACGGGCGAUAAAGUUUGAAAAAGAAGCACAAUGCUGGAUGAGAAAAUUAUUGAGUUGUCCUAGCUCCGCUAAUCCCGCUAUAGCCCUACAGCUCAGUUCUAGCUAUACACUAUAGUUAUAGCCAGGGCUGUUCAUACGGAGGAUGAUUCGCUUAACAAAGCUCUCCUUAUUACGGCUUUGAUAAACAUACAAAACUGACAUUUCAAACUUUGAUUCCAGUAACAAUAUAAAAUUCAUUGAAACGAUCUUUUAUGAUCAGGAAAAAAUCUUCGUGACACGAACAGCCCCUAAGAACUGCAAAAUAAAUUUCAUCAUGCCUAUCCAUAGGUCCAUAUGGCCAAGGUGGUGUACGAAUGUCAGCUCACAAAGGUUUACAAAACACUGGCAGCACGACGCGAAUAAUGCAAAGUAAUGUGAAUGAUACGAACAUGUAAGUGGAUGCAAUAAAAGCUGUUUAACAUAUCCUGCAUUACUCAAGGAAAAUACAAACCAAGCAUGCAUGUGUCAAAUACAUUUUUGUUGCAUGCCAUAUACAGCUAUUUCAAUUAAGGUUGUCCACGAGCAAAGCGGAAAAGCGAGUCGAAUACGAGCGCGAAAGGCUGCUGGGAAUCGCUAAAAGAUUAAUGAAUUUUCAUAGCGAUUCCCAGCAGCCUUUCGCGCUCGUAUUCGACUUUUCCGCUUUGCUCGUGGACAACCUUAAUUGAAAUAGCUGUAUACCUUGUUAUUACGGUCGGUCAUAAAAACAUCGCCUAUUCGCGUGAGAAUGUUAAGUUUUCUUAUUUUGACAUAAUAGCUAUUUUUCUAUAAAUAUAUUGAUGUUAAACUUAUUGAAUCAAUAUCAUACUGGCCUGAAACAAGUUUCAGGCCAGUUGUACCAGAAGUUAUACGCGCUAACGCAUCAUAAGGUUUCAGGUAGCAUGCAACAUGUACGCACUGCGUACCUAUUUUUAUACAAUUUCAGAAUAUAUCCAGACGAUUUGAUGCCAUUUACAAGAAAAGCUAUGAUGCUUAUUGUGGACAGCGAAACAAGCACUGCAUUUCAGGUGAGAUCAUGAGUGUCUUUAUAGUUGCUGUAAAUGGCCGACAACUGUCUAGUCAUAAUAAAACUAACACGAGCAUAUUAACACAUUACAUUUAGUCGCUGUCUAGUGGUUUUGGUCAAUCUGUGGUUAUUUUGAUGUCCCCGUGUAAAGUACCACACACACUUCAAGGUAAAGUGUGCACUGUCGAUAAAUGAACACAAGGGGCGAACCACACACACACCCUACCCUAACCCCCGCCCAUUAUUUACGGUUGCAAGUGGUUGGUACUCAACAAUGAUUUUUCAAAAAUGACAGCCUUCAAUGAAAUGAACAUUUCUUACUCGGAUAUCUGCUGCAGAAUUUUGCUUUAUGAAACCCAGGGGGGGGGGGGAGAGUUGACGAAACCCACUCCCUUGAGCAUUACAAUACACCCUUUCGAUAAUUACGUCAUUUGGCCUGGGCGCCUCGCUGUCAUGAAUCGUGAGCCAAUCACCUUGCGUAAUCUACUGAUGAGAGCGAGGCUCCAAGACCAAAAAGUAUGUGUGACGUAAUUAUCGAAAGGGUGUAUUAAAAUGCUUAUCGUUCAAUUCUUUGCUAGAUGCAAUACGUAAAGGGAAUCUAUUCACGCUAUUUCUACACAACCCAUUGGUGGCAUUUCUGUAUAUAUGCAAUAUCGCUAACGUCCAGGUUGAACUAUGGGAACAAUGUUGCCAACAGCUGCGAGGAUUCGAGGGAGACUGGACCAGGCUUUUCACGAAGUUGUCAAAAGUCAUUGGUAAGAUGAUAAUUCUUUUCUUGGAUGCGAAAUUAUAAGUGAAAUUAUAAUCACAUGCACGUACUGCAUCUUGUAUGAAUCAAAUCUCGAUUCACACUUCCCUAAAUAAUCAUGUCAGUUUAAAAUAUUGCUUCCAAUCAUUCGUUUUACAGACGUGUCAUAUAUUCAAAUGAUAGAUGACGAAUUUCUUUCAUUGAUGAUUCGAAGGUUCAUAUUUUGUUACUAUGUAACGAGACAACACAAGGCUUUUAAGGUAGGUCUACUGCAGCUAAAUAAACCGCCAACAUCUGCGAGUCUGUUACCCCCAUUAACCUUGUAACAUGAUGAUAACAACUUGUUCCAGCCUUGUCAACAACUGGGAACAAGGUCAACAAGCAGUAUGAACACAUUUUGUUGACAAGCUGCGAGAAUAAGUAGAAUAGCUAUACCCUAACAUGCACAUAUUGCAACCGUGAUUUUAACAGUUCGAAAUUGAUAAUAUUCCCUUCUUACCUAGGGCAUGGAAUAUUUCCCUAGUUGCUCUCCAAGUUUACCCCCUCAAAUCAUGGAGAACGAUGACUUACGUAAACGUGUGCUUACUCUGGCGUCUACGUUGGACGUGCGAGGAUUGUUUUAUGAACUGGAAGACAUCCCAUCUGUCAGUGUAACGAUGUGA